CCUUCUAUCCUUCUUUGUUUUGCUCUCUUGGUUUCAAUGGCGGCAAGCUCGGCCAUGGCGGCUUCUCUCGUUUCAUCAUCAAUCCCUUCGAAGACGAGCUUCAGCGUGGUCUCCUCUCCCUUCUCCUUUCUACCUGUAUCUCCAUCUAGGUUUUCCUUUCUCUCCUUGCAUUCUCGGAGGAGAUCCAUCGGCGUUACCACGGUGGCUUGCCUCCCUUCCACUCCCAAGAUCUCCAUCACUCCCCGCACCAGGCUCUUCGUCAGUGGUCUAUCAUUUCGCACCACAGAGGACAGUUUAAGAAAUGCUUUCCAACCUUAUGGUCAGCUUGUGGAAGUCAACCUUGUUAUGGAUAGAAUAGCAAAUAGACCACGAGGGUUUGCUUUUCUUCGUUAUGCAACUGAGGAAGAAUCCAAGAAGGCCAUUGAUGGGAUGCACGGAAAGUUUUUGGAUGGCAGGGUCAUAUUUGUUGAAGUUGCAAGACCAAGAUCAGAGUUGCACCCUGAUUCAAAGCGAAAUCCAAAGCAACAUUGAUGAGGCACAAUUAAUCCCCUUUAUUAAGGAAUACUUUAACACCAAACAUAUAUUUUUAUUUCCAUGUUGUUGUGCGUAAACUUUCUAGUCCAUCUUUUUAAUUAUAAGCAUAGAGUCAUAUCUAGCAGAGAUUUCCAUUAGCAUAUAGACUCUUGUUAUUAAGUGGUAGAAUUGGGUUGUACUCUUUCCCUGUCUUUUUAUUUGUUGUGAUUAAUCGAAUCUCGUGUAUUUAGUUAUUUUAUAAAAUUU
This is a messenger RNA of Dioscorea cayenensis subsp. rotundata (Guinea yam), 780 nucleotides long. Its product is annotated as organelle RRM domain-containing protein 6, chloroplastic. NCBI's taxonomy places the organism in Eukaryota, Viridiplantae, Streptophyta, Magnoliopsida, Dioscoreales, Dioscoreaceae. The record is from RefSeq and is a predicted model, not a curated record. Gene Ontology annotation, cellular component: chloroplast. Bases 37 to 531 code for a protein of 164 amino acids. Gene Ontology annotation, molecular function: RNA binding. Gene Ontology annotation, biological process: chloroplast mRNA modification; cytidine to uridine editing. The transcript is spliced from 4 exons.